Molecule: messenger RNA, 1086 nt
Organism: Naegleria gruberi
Lineage: Eukaryota; Heterolobosea; Eutetramitea; Acrasida; Naegleriidae
Exons: 1
Coding region: 1-1086 (361 amino acids)
Source: RefSeq, a predicted model, not a curated record
AUGUUCGGAGGAGAGAGGUAUAUUUAUUUUGUAGAUCAGAAUAAUGAUAUUGUUUAUUUUGGGCAUGGCGAAGGUGAUUGUUGUAAAUUGGAAUUAUCACGAUUGACUGGCAAUAAUCAAUUGAUUGCUGAAAAAACCGUGUCCUUGAAACUUUUGAAAAUUAAUUUCAAAAAGCACCAUCCAGAUUUUAUACCAAAUGAAUAUUAUAGAAAUGUUGAUUCAAUUUAUAUAGUUGAUGUAAAUGGAACAAGAGUUUUGAGAAUUGAUUCUGCCGAGAAUCCAGAGGGCCAUAUGUAUCAAUUAAACAUUAGGAUUAAGGAAGUAAUGAGUGGACCUCUGGCAAAUCAAUUUUUAAUUAUCAACGACAGGAACGAAUUGUGGGAAUUGAGCAAAAAAGAAACUCCUGUGAAAAUUGAGAUACCAAAUGAUACUGUUAUUAGAUGUGGAGGUUGUUGGAAUGGUGGAUUUUUAAUUGUUGAUAGAGAGAAUAAGAUUUACGCUCAAGAUCUGGGCAAUCACAUUAGAUCAGGAUUAGGUUAUUCAGAUUAUGACUCCAAUUUGAACCAUUUAUCAACUUUCCUAGAAAAAAAACACACAAUAGACAAAGUUAAAGGAGGUUACUAUCAUGUUAUACUUAGAACCAAAGAGAACAAGAUAUUUUGUUGUGGUUAUGACAAUAUGCAUCAAGCAACAUUUGGAUUGAAGGAGGAUAGUUCAGAUCAUAAUAAUUUAACUGAAUGCCCUCUAGAUUUAGGAGAAGUUAUUGAAAUAGGAGGAUUUUCAAGAGGAGAGUAUUUUCUCAAUAGUAAGAAUGAUGUAUUUUGUAUUGGUGAAAUGUUUGCUGAUUUUCCUGAAAAACCAUUUCCAAAAUUUCCAUUCGUACAGAAGUUUAAUUUAGAUGAAUUGAGCUCACUUGCUGGAGUUGGCCCAUUGAAAUUUAAUGAUGUUUUGAACAGUGGAUGGCAAUGCUGUUUUUUCCACAAUUCGCACAAGACAAUGACCAAACAUUCAAGAACAAAGGAGAAAUUAAUCGAAAGUGCCAGAAAUUCAAAGCUAGUUGAUGUAUCAAUAGUCUUCGACGAUUAA